ACAACGUGGUAAUGGAUUCGUUGCUCGAGAGCGCGAGCACGUACGCGGAGGUGUUGCGAAAUUGCAGUUCCGUCAAGGUCGCCGAAUGGAAACAAGAAGACUUGGAAAGAGCCGUGAACUGGGCCGAAUACUUCAAGCGGGUCAAUGCUCGUCUGCAGAAAAAACCAGCUCUAGUCAGAAAAUUUGACACCCAAUUGAAAGAAAUAUCCUCCCAGACAGGCGGUCGGUUUGCACAGAAGACUCUAUCAACUGAAUUCCUAGGCAAUAGCCUAGACUACCUCAUUAUGAGUCUUCUAGAGAAUCCGUAUCUCCCAGAAGGCAUCAAGGAGCUGGUACAUCAGAAGUAUGCGACGGAGGAUCACCAUAAGCACAUGGAGAAGUAUGCAAGCACCCAGGCACUUUUCGCCACUCUGACAGCCAUGCACAACAAGCUGUCUAAACAUGCCCCGUCCUUUCUGAAAAGUAUGAGUAUCUAUCUAUCUAUAUAUAUAUCAUGUGUUCUUACAUUAAGAGUCAGUUGAUGAAACUGAAAGUACUAUCUGCACAGAUUUAGUAAACUUCAAGUCUCCAGAUAUUUAAUUUGGAAGUUUCGUUCAUUGGAAGAUUUUCCUAAAGCUGUGUGUAUAGUGUUGGCUCGUACGGCUUGCAUUGGAGUGUACAGUUUGGCCUCUACAGGAGACCCACUGCUAGUGGCUAGUGCAGGAGUGUUGGAGGAAGAACUGGAGUGGAUACUGUCACACUCUCAGACACCACACACUCUUGCUCAUGGUAAACUGAACCAUCUUGUUCAGCAAGAGAAUGGAAUGGAGGUGAUACUUUUUUCAAUCGUCUCUCAAAUUCACUCACCAUCAUCAUCUGCGUUGUCAGUCGAACCUUCUACUGCCCCUAAACUUCCUCCCGCUAGCUCUGGAUCUAAGUCCAUCACUACUGCCAUCAUUCUAGAGUGGCUCGAGCUGUGCCUGCAGGCCAAGACAUCCUCACCUCCUACACCCACUAGUGGUCCUCUGCUGCAGAGUGCCACAGAGGAAU
Geodia barretti is the source of this 1029-nucleotide messenger RNA. Lineage: Eukaryota; Metazoa; Porifera; Demospongiae; Tetractinellida; Geodiidae. The record is from the annotation of a GenBank genome assembly.